AUGUCCACCAACUUCUCCCCGUCCCGUGCCUUUCAUCCGCCCUUCAAUGCCUCCAUCGCUUAUUUUUUCUCAGCAUGCCACAGCUCAGUGGGCAGCAUCGCUGCCUACACCACCUACACCCUGAUCAACGUGGUCCUCCUCCCGCUCUACGUCUUCAUCCUGUCCACGGGUGUCCGCCGAUGGAGGCGGCAGUGCUCGGCCGCUGCCCGGGAGACAAUGAGCCACUCCGACUUCUUCACCUACAACAUGGCCGUCUUUGAGAUCAUCAACGUUUUUGGAUCCAUCCUGUUUACUCUGAGCAACUUCCACGGAAAUGAGGCAUUGGCCUUGGCAGGAAUCCUUCUGUUCAGUGUCUGUUUUCCUGCAGCAGCUGUAUUUCAUGUCCUGACUUGUGUGGACCGCUACCUGGCUGUAGUCUUCCCCAUCAAAUACAUGCAGCUGAGCAGGAGACACGGGAUCUGGAUCAGGAACAUCUGUAGCGUCCUUGUCUGGAUGAAGUCCUUGUGCUGGGUGGGGACCAUGGAAUUGUAUUUGCCAAACUUUCCCAUCGCCUUGUUUCUGUCAUCCUUAGCCGUCUGUAUAUUUGUCAUUCUCUUCUGCUGCCUGUCUGCUCUCUGGGUUUUGACCCGCAAAAGACCAAGGGAGAUGGGCAGGAACCAGGGGAAGGUCGACCCGACCAAGCAAAGGGCUUUCAAUAUGAUUCUGUUCAUUCUGGUGGCGCUGAUCCUUCGGUUUCUUGGGCUUAUCCUCUGUUUGGGGUUAGAAAGUCUGAUUUCUGUUCAUUCUGAAUACUCCUGUGUGUUGACGGACUCAUCAAUCUGCCUGACGGUGCCCAGCAGUCUGGUUCUGCCGCUGCUGUUUCUGCACCGAACCGGAAAACUGUCUGUUUGCAGGAAGAACUCUGGAUGA
This is a messenger RNA of Oryzias latipes (Japanese medaka), 909 nucleotides long. The record is from RefSeq and is a predicted model, not a curated record. Lineage: Eukaryota; Metazoa; Chordata; Actinopteri; Beloniformes; Adrianichthyidae.